AUGGAUCUAGUGUUCCUGGUGAUCAACGGCAUGGGGAUGGUGUUGGAUCUGCUGGUCAUCCUGCUGGAUAUCAACUUCUUCCUCGUUUCCACCGCCCUCUCAGCCUUGAUCUGGCUUAUCGCCUUUGUUUACAAUCUGCCCAAUGCCACGGUAGCCUGUCUGAGCCAGUUCUGGAAUGGGAUCUUGGUCGUUGUGCUAUGCAUCCUGGAGGCGUUGUACUACUUGACUCUGGGCUCUGUGCACGCAGUCCUCAACUUGUUGAGAGGAUUCUGCUCCAGCAUGGAGAGUUUGAAAGUGCUGGGCCACCUGUUCACCCACCUGGGCCUGAGAAGCAAAGAAAUUGUGCACCGAGGUUUCUGGAACCUGAUUGGCUCUGGUCAGACGCUUCUGAGACAGAUGUGUGAAGUGUGCGCCAUAGCUAUGAGCCUUGUGGCUUACUUCAUCAACAGCAUAAUCAACAUCUGCCUCAUUGGAACUCAGAACCUUUUUGCAGUAGGGCUGGCCCUGUGGGAUACUAUAGUUGGCCCCUUUCUGAGGAUCACAGACCUCCUGGUUGCCUUCCUUGCACGCCUCUCCAGCAGUGCCAUUGCUACGGCCAUUCUCCUGUGGACUCCCUGUCAAUUGGCUGUUGAUCUUCUGGCCUCAGUGAGCAAGCUGCUGAUCAACAUCUUCUUUGUCAACCUGUAUGGCAUGGUGUUGCUCUCUGUGAUGCUUGCCAUCAGCAUCUUUAUCCUGAACCCACAGCUGACUUGGACCGUGGCAAACCAAGUGGCUGGCUAUUUGAACACGAUGCCUUCCUACCAUCGCUUGCUCAGGGACAUGCAACGCCUUUAUCACAUCAUGCUCCUGUCCCUGGAGAUGCUGCUGAGCUCCCAGACCUGGCGUAGGUUGGCAGACUGGGGCCUUCAGGUGCUCAGUUGGAACAGGAACAUCUGGGCAGCUAACCAGCACGGAGAACAAGAACCGCAGCUGGUGCUUGAAGCUCCCCAAGAAAGAGCAGGGGGAGCUGCUGUGGGACAGAGACUGGCUCCACAAGAACCAUAUCCACGAAGACAAGGGCCAACGGUGAUCAUACGUCCCCGCCAAAGAGGCAGCAGGGACCAGACUAGAACGGAUAAUGAUCUGGGAACAGCCACACAACAGUUUCAGCCUCAGGGGGAAGGACCAAGUGUAUCCCAGACCAAAACAGCAAAAAAAGAGCAACUAAAUGCUUUGGAAGAAGACAACGACCCGUGGCGGCUUCUUAAAGAACAAGAAGAACGGAAGAAAUGUGUCAUUUGCCAGGAUCAAACCAAGACAGUCCUCUUACUGCCCUGCCGGCACCUUUGCCUGUGCCAAGAAUGCACUGAGAUCCUGCUGCAGCAGGCCAUCUACCAACGGAACUGCCCUUUGUGCAGACAGAUGAUCUUGCAGACUCUCAACGUCUACCUGUGAGCUCCGGAGGAAGCAGCUUGAUCUCCUUCCCA
Molecule: messenger RNA, 1466 nt
Organism: Protobothrops mucrosquamatus (brown spotted pit viper)
Lineage: Eukaryota; Metazoa; Chordata; Lepidosauria; Squamata; Viperidae
Gene: RNF26
Product: ring finger protein 26
Exons: 1
Coding region: 1-1434 (477 amino acids)
Biological process (GO): protein ubiquitination; ubiquitin-dependent protein catabolic process
Molecular function (GO): ubiquitin protein ligase activity
Source: RefSeq, a predicted model, not a curated record